Molecule: messenger RNA, 2014 nt
Organism: Oryzias latipes (Japanese medaka)
Lineage: Eukaryota; Metazoa; Chordata; Actinopteri; Beloniformes; Adrianichthyidae
Gene: tmem30b
Product: transmembrane protein 30B
Biological process (GO): phospholipid translocation
Cellular component (GO): Golgi apparatus; endoplasmic reticulum; plasma membrane
Source: RefSeq, a predicted model, not a curated record
UUUUUUUUAUCUAAAUCUGUUAUAUUUACAUACACAAUAUUUUUAAUGGAUUGAAUUUGUUUUAGUAUAUUUUUUAGCUGGCACUUGGUUUAUUUACUGGUAAAAAGUAGGACCAAUAGGGGUGUGGUCAGAAACAGGUAUAGGUGAGCCUAUUUAGUGACUCGGUGGCGGUCUCCUAAAGUUAGCCUAACGCUGAACACUUUGAUGUUUUAGCGUCUUUUUUCUUUUAAAGUGAGUCUACUGGAUGACAACCAUGAAGGAAGAGGGGAACUACGCGAACCGGCCGAGCAACACUGCUUUCACGCAGCAGAGGCUUCCGGCUUGGCAGCCUAUGCUCUCUGCAGGCGUUGUCAUCCCGGGCUUCCUGCUCAUCGGCCUGGCGUUCAUCGGGAUUGGAGUGGGUCUCCUCAUCACUUCAAGGAGUAUCCAGGUGUUGGAGCUGGAUUACACUGGAACUGAGACAUCAUCUCCCUGUUAUCAAUGCACCAUGUCAAACCAGAGUAACUGUGUGUGCAAGCUGAGUUUUUCCAUUGGGACCCUGUUUAAGGGGCCCGUCUUCUUUUACUACGGCUUGACCAAUUACUUCCAGAACCAAAGAAAAUAUGGAGUCUCAAAAGAUUUUAAUCAGCUCAUUGGAGACGUGUCGUAUUUUAAAAGUCCCUCUUCAGACUGUCAACCUUAUCAGCGUGUCAACGGCAAACCCAUCGUCCCCUGUGGGGCAAUAGCAAACAGCAUGUUCAAUGACACAUUCAAGCUGUAUCAGAUCAUAAAUGGAAAGGAAGAACUGGUGCCAUUUGAUGGAAAAGGAAUCGCUUGGUGGACUGACUACAAUAUCAAAUACAGAAAUCCCGAUUAUACGCCUCUGAAAAAUGCUUUUAAUGACACAGAAAAACCCGUUUUUUGGACGAAGCCCGCUUACGAGCUUGACACCUCAGACGCGUCAAACAAUGGCUUCAUCAACCAAGACUUCCUUGUGUGGAUGAGGAGGGCAGCCCUUCCAAAUUUCAGAAAGCUGUAUCGCCGAAUCACAGAGGGGAACUACAAAGAUGGUUUGCCAGCUGGAAACUACUCUCUUGAGAUUUCCUACAACUAUCCUGUUAUAAGCUUUGAAGGGACAAAGAAGGUGACCUUCAGCAACGUGUCCUGGAUGGGAGGACAGAAUGAGUUUCUCGGCAUCGCCUACCUGGUGAUUGGCUCCAUGUGUGUGGUCAUGUCUGUAGUUAUGCUCAUCGUUUAUGCCAAGUUCAGAUUCCCUGAGGAAGAUUGAGGGUUUUCUUUUCUUUUUUAAUAUUAUUAGGGACUGUCAUUCUCUGAGGGGUUACAUCAGCUGUUUUUAAGUUUUUAAAUAUUAUUCUAAGCUAGAAGAAAAACUCUUCUCCUGGUUCAUGCAGAAUCUUUUUAUGAAAUAGAAUAACUUGUUUUGAUUAACUUGGGUGUCUUUUGGAUUAAUUUGGUUUUGCCCUAAGUGAUUAACAAAAAAAAACCUGGAACUUGUUUAGUAGAUUUGCUUCUGUUUGGGUACAUUGUGUUAUCUGUAAGCACAUCUGAGGCAUGAGGCAAAACACUGCCAGUCAAACGAUCAUUGGUUUCCUAGCAAAGUUAUGUUUUUAUGUUAUUUUUAUUUUCUAUUUUUAUUUGUUUAUUUUUGUCUACUGGAGAAAUUCUUUGAGAUUAAAACCAUUAGUCACCCAAAAAGCCACGAGGCUAAACAAUUUAGUACAAACAUGGAGAUUUAAAAUGAUUUUAACAAGGAAAGAAAGUUCAUCAUACUUUGACUCAGGAAACUGGUGUAGAGGCUGUUUUAUUUAUUAUUUUGUGGUGUCUUUUAUUGCUCUGAAUUCAUUUUUGUAAGUUUUGACCCUGUAGAUUUUAGUUUUGGAUAUUUAUUCAGUAAAAUGGUGCAAAACCACUUCAUGUUACUCCUCGUUGUGGGAAUUAAAUUAACUGAAUGCAAACUUUGUAAUGUUUACAGUUUAUCUGUUCCUGUAAAUAAAAUAAAGAUUCAUGCCUCUAA